Tyto alba (common barn owl) is the source of this 7561-nucleotide messenger RNA. It is a transcript of the gene FNDC7, whose product is annotated as fibronectin type III domain containing 7. The record is from RefSeq and is a predicted model, not a curated record. Gene Ontology annotation, molecular function: protein binding. The transcript has 14 exons. NCBI's taxonomy places the organism in Eukaryota, Metazoa, Chordata, Aves, Strigiformes, Tytonidae. The coding region runs from base 23 to 2491 and encodes 822 amino acids.
GCUGGAACAAAGUUCUGACAAGAUGCACAGUGCGAAAAGUAAAUCACUGAUAUUUAUUGGACUGCUUUUCAGCUGCCUAGAAGUGAUCUUUUCAGCUAACACAGGUUUCUCUAUGUCUAUAUAUGAUGUGACAUCACAAAGCAUCUAUCUCAGAUGGCCCAAGUUUUCAGGAGCCUCCUCUUAUAGAGUCACAGCUACAGCUGUGAAUACUGUAGGCCAUUCGUUACUGGCUCAUUUUAGUGAUGUUACUCUUAAAGGAACUCUAACUUCAUUAAUUCCCAAUACUAUUUAUGCUAUACAAGCAGAAGCCAUUGACAAGAAUGGAAUUAUUCUUGCAGAAACACAUAUUAUGCAGUCAACAGCUCCAGACAUACCCGUUAUUGACCAAGCUUAUUCAAAACUUAGCAACAGUAUCACAGUGGAAUGGAAAGCAGUACCUGGGGCUACUAGUUACCUGCUGACUGCGCAAGACGGAGAUUCCUUCAUUGAAACUGUAGUUGAAAGUUCUCCGGGCACAGUGUCGGGACUGAAACCUGCCACCUUGUACAGAAUCACUGUCAGAUCCAUAAAUUCAGGAGGAAGAAGCCAGCCUUCACCUUUCAGAAAAGCAAAAACAGUCCUGGCUGCUCCAAUUCUGUCUGUUAGUUCUCCAAGUUGUGACUCCAUUGCAGUGAGCUGGAAAGCUGUGUAUAUGGCAGCUGGAUUCUCCGUGUCCCUCAUGAGAUCCGAUGGUUUGGGCAGAAUGCUGAAGGAGAACACCACCAAUACCUCCUUGAUAUUCACAAAUCUAGAUCCUGGAACUCUCUAUACUAUCAAGGCGUAUGCCUGGAAUGUCAAUGGGAUACCUGGAGAUGAUUUCACAAGUAACCAAAGAACAAGUCCUAAUGCACCAGCGGAUGUUCAAGUAGCUUUUAAUAGUGGUGCUUUAAGAGCUAUUGUUUCUUGGAUGCCAACAGAAGGAGCUCUAACUUACAGUGUGACAGCCUCCAGUGGACUCAUGAAACUGAAGUGUAAUACACCUUCUGCCUCCUGCAUGGUGCCAUCACUCCAGUGCGGCUCCGAAUAUUACAUUUCUGUCACAGCAUACAACGAUGCUGGAUCCAGUAAACCUACUGAUGCAGUAAGCUUAAAAACUAUUCCUUGUGCACCAGUAAAUAUAUCAGUCGAAGAGGAUGAACCUGGCCACUUGUUGGUAUCAUGGUCUAGUGUAAAUUUUGGUCGUUAUUACGUGGUUUUUGUGAAGAGUGAUGAUGGCUUGGAAGUGCACUGCAACACAUCACAUACCCAAUGCCAUUUCCAGUCGGACUGUGGCUUCACUUAUUUCAUUAGUGUCUUUGCAUAUAACAAGGCAGGGCAGAGUCCUUUAGGUGACAUAUUCAAUUACAGUACUGCACCUUGCUGCCCCAGGGACUUUCGGGCCGUGUUCGUGUCGAGCGACACGGUGCAGGUCACCUGGGCUCCUGUCCGAGGGGCUGAAAUGUACGAGACGAGGGCUGUUGGCAAGAGCGGCGCGGUGCUCUGCAACGACACUGCCACGGUGUGCACCUUGUCGGCUCUGCAGUGUGACACCCAGUAUAACGUCACGGUUUAUUCUUUCAGCGAGGCCAGGGGCAGCAACACGUCGUGUGCAUCCAAGUACGUGGCAACAGCUCCCUGCAGUCCUGAAAUUAAAAAUAUCUCAAAGGAGGCUCUUUCUGUAAUCAGUGUGCACUGGCAAUCUGACAAUGAAGAAGCCACAUAUAUUGUCACUGCCAGAGGAGAGGCUGGAUUUUGGCAUUGCACAAGUUCUGGAAAUUCCUGUACCCUGAUUAAUCUUCCCUGUGGAUCUGCCUUCUCUGUUAGUGCUAUAGCAAGAUCACCAGCAGGACAGAGUUUACCAAGCUACAGUGUCCCUUUAGAGACAGCUCCUUGUUGCCCUAAUGACCUGAUACUAACUCAAGUGACACAGUCUGUAACAAAUAUCAGCUGGUCUGUUGGGAUGGGUGCACAGACAUAUGUAACAACAUUGGAGUCUCCAAAAGGACAGGCAAAGUGUCACACUCUUCAAAAUUACUGUCUCCUGGGAUGUAUCACAUGUGGCACCAACUAUACAGUCUCUCUGAAAGCAAUCAGUGAAACGGGUUUGACAUCCAGAUGCACGUAUCAAGGAUAUUCUUCCAGUGCUUGCUGCCCUUCUGGGGUGAAGCUAUAUAGACUCGGCAAUAACAGUAUCAGGGUAUACUGGCGAGCUUCAGAUGAAACGAUAAACUACACCACUGAUUUACAUGGCUCGAAAGGCAAUUUCACCUGUACCCCUAGCCCAGGUCUAAGUCAAUGUGAUAUCACUGAAAUACCCUGUGGGGAUGUCUACACAGUGGUAGUAUCUCCAGUUACUGAUAAGGGGCUGAAGUUCACAUUUUGCCCUAAAAAAAUAUAUUCAGUAACCUGUUCUGGAAGCUCUCUUGGAAUGGUGAUUUAUAGAGGGAAGAGCAAUCCAGAACAACUUAUCUAGAUGAAAAUGCUGGUUCAGAUAAAGAGCACACAGUUGUACUGGGUAUCUCAGUCACUGCUUCUGAGCACUUGCACAUCUCAUUCUUCAAUAAUUUGGCGGUAGAUGGCUCAAGAACUACAUGUUGCUUCUUAGAACAUGAUCUGCAUCUAUUCACUGUCAAACAAGUCUUUCUUUUGGAAACAUCAUUUAAAAGUGCCCUGAAUUUUUUAAUAGAAGUUGGUUCUAUUUCUCACUUGGAAAAAAAAGAAAUUAGUUAUGUAAAAAUAAAUAUUGUUCCCAACUUUCGAGUGUUUUGUUUGUUUUUUAGUUUGCAGUUAUAGUUGUCAAACACUGUCACUAAAGCCCAGGUGUUUUAACCAGGUGGCUAUUAACUGGAUUUUCAGAUGCUUAAAGCAAUCAGUUUCUUUUGGAUUCAAAUUCAAGCCACAGCUUUCUUCUUUUCAUAUAAACAAUUCUAAUAUUUCCAUGUCCUAACAGUAACUAUUGUCCUUUAAGCAAUUAUAAACUGUUUGUGUAUUUUUUCUCACUUCUUCCUGGCACACAGACAUUGACAUCUCAAAACUACACACUACUGCCUUGACAUAGUACUAUUUUCAUCAGCUCUUCACAUUUUCAUGAAUGAAUAAGUGUAAUUGUAAUAGAAUUAUUUUCAUGUCUGUUUAAAAAAAGGCAAAAAGCUACAAGGAUUCCAAAACACAUUGAUUCAGCUAAAAAAAAGUAGUUAGAAGAUGUAGACAAUUUACCAUAACAGGGAAGAAAAGCAGCACAACUAGGGACAGAUCCACACCUCCUACUGUGGCUGUAUGUUGCAGGCCUUGUUACUUGGGCAUUAAUGUUGUCUAAUAAUAAUUAACACUGCUGGUAUGUGAAACAUCACUGGCACUUACUGACAAGAUUAAAAACCUUUAGUCAGGAUCAGUUUCAGGUUCCCUCCAGAUUGAAGCAAAUGCGUUUUUAUGGGUCACACUGACUUGUUUUUAACAUCAUAGGACGGGACAAUUUAAUGUAAUGUUUUCAUAGAUGUAGUUUCUCUAAGAUUUACUAGUAUAGCUCUGGUCUUCAUGAAGCAAAAAUAGCAAGCAAUCAAAAAACCCCAAAUAAAGCCAAAAUAACAACAAGACAGACAAAAAAGCAACCCAACACCACAAACUACUUAAAAACUUGAGAAUCAAAAAAAUUCCUGUUGAAGACCAUGGGGUAAGUGGCAUAAUGGUAUGCUAAGUAAAAUGAAUGCUUUCAGAACAGUUUCUGUGAAAUCCCUUACACUAACAGAUUAUGUGAUUAAAAACACCUGUUACUUCGUGAUAAAUGCCUCCAUUAAUGCUUAAUAAAAAAAUCAAUUUUAAAGAUAUAUUUGUUGCAAUUACACAAAGAUGAGCAACUGCAAAAAAAAAAAAAAGUUCUUAUUGCUACAAAUACAAAUGAUUUAUAAUUGUAUUUGACACAGAAGUUAACAGCUCAAAACUUAGGUAGGCUGUUUUCAGUCCAGUAAAGAAACUGGCAAAAAGCUGUCCUUCAGUUGUUUUCAGAUUUGACCCAAAAUAGUUGAGAUUUAAUAAGUGUUCUUCCACAUCUGACUAUUGGUGGGGAAGAGUAAAAAUAAAAAGGCAACUAAAUUGCAAAACCUCAAGAGUGGCAUUUAAAUUCUGUUUUACCCUGCUUACUAGCUGGCAGACAUCUCCUGUAUGUAGUUAUGUGCACUUCAUAGCAGUGCAGAAAGUGCUCAACCAUCUACCAAAGCCAGCAGAAGUCAUCUAAUCCUUUCAGGUUCCCCUUAAGAGAUCCUGGCUAUUUGUAUACUGUUUUUGUCAGUACAGUAAUAGUCAGCUCUAAAUACUGAAGGUGUGAGCUCAUUCAUGUUUCUUCAACAUAAAAAGUAGAUAAAAAAAAAAGGGUAUGCAUGGUGUAGUAAGUAUCCCCCUCCCCCCCCAACAUGAUCAGAUAAAUUGCCCUGCCAUUCAAGUUACCUUUUUCAAUACAGACAGUCAAAAUACCACUUCUAUUACGUUUACAAGUCAGACACAUGAAAGCCUGUCUGUACUGACACUAAUGACCUGCGUAAUUAUGUGGCAGUAAGUAGAUGUGAGUCUCUGGGGCCAAAUCCCUGCCUUAAAACAAAAGAACAACAGUUUGUGACUUCUGAAAUGUUGUUCAACUGAUCAAGCAGCAUCUUCAAAAGUAGAGGUGUAUUUCUCAAAUUAGUUGUAUUAGUCCAGAUAAGUAAGUAUUGUUGGAACCACAGGAAAUUUCAAAGACAGAUGAGGCUUUCUGAGAGGAAUGACUAUCCCAGCUGGGUAACUAGGGCCACAUGGCAUCCUGCAGAAACUUCUGGUUCAUAGUGCUUGGUUCGCUGUGCCUUUACCCCUGAGAAAUGAAGGGUCACUGCACAGCCUGUCUGACAGAAGCUCUGCAACCACAUCUCCUUGGCAAACCCGCACAAUACCUCCAAUUACAAGUGGCAGGAACUGUCUUCUAAUGAUCCCGAGCCAAAUGCCAACUGCCACUGCCCUGCUAGCGACCCAUCAGACCAGUGAGCAUGGGAAGUUCUGCUGAUCUUACCACUUCUCAUCAGAGGUGCUUUGUAGAAGUUCCGUAGAUCUGCUCCUUUAAGAAAGCUCACAUGAAAUAAAAUGGCAUCAGGAAUUAGAGACCCUGCAUUCAAGCUCAAGAGCUACAAGAUACUAAAUCCCAAUGGUAACUUAAGAUGGGUAUCUUGGUUUAAAUAAUUUUCAUAGCUCUUGGUAAGUCAUGGAUAUUGUGCUAUCCAUUAUACUGCUAGCUCGAGUACAUAAUAUGGAUCAAAUUAAAACCAAAAGUCAGAAAGGGCUACUGAUAAAUAAAAGUGAAGUCCUCAAAUUACUACACUUGUAAGAACUACUGGCAUGAGCUAGUCUUUGCACAAGCUGUAUCAAAAUGUUCAUUAUCACUGUAAGAGCGUUGUUCCCAAUUUCAGGUCAAAGACUGUUUCUCAAAUAUCAUAAUUUUGCCUGCAAAUAAACCAUUCUUUCACCCUAUUUCCCAACAGCAAAGGAAGAGCCCUGACAGAACAAGUAGAAAUCAGUAAUCCAUUUUCCCUGACAAAACUGGCCUUGCAGCCUUUCUGCCCAAGAACAUACUCAUUUCAGAAACUCAUAGGCUGAAGGUUAAAAACUAAUGAGGCCAUAAGAUGCUUUCUAGUGGCAAAUAAGGUAAAUUACAGUUGUCCUCAUUGUUUAGACAGGAUCCAUGCAAUCCCCUGAUAGACUGCAAAGACAGUUCUAACAAUCUACUAGCCAGGGCAUUUCUUAAACAGCCAAAACUUUCUUUCCUCCCAUAUUAAAUGACAACUCAGUAUUUUAGUUGUACACUGCAAUGGAAUAAACUUGCUGAAGCUUAAUCUUGUUUCAAGCUCAGAUUUAAAAUCAGGUAACAAAUAUAAGCAGACAAUACCUGAAAAACCUCAGUAUUGAAAUAUUUCAAAUACUAAGGAUCACAGUGACAAAGGAAAGACUAACAAUUCAGAAAACAGUAAGAGCAGGGGGGAAGAAAAAAAAUUGAGUUUGUCAUUUCUGCUUUAUUGAGAGCUAUGGAUUGAAGUGUGUUGUUAGAAAUUCAAGCACUGUUUGUUUUCUCCCAGAGGUUUAAAAAAAAUCCUAAUUUUUAAGUAUCAUGCCUAGAUAACCUGCAUCACACAGAAGCAAAAAAAGGCACAAAUAUGAAUUUAUUUCUACCUUCAGGGCACUUCAUGACGACGAGUGAGUCACACUUAAUGUUCUUCCUACUUUUGGGCUGCUGCAUUUCUUUGUUAGCUGCCUCAUCCUUAUGAGGUACUUAUUACAUAAAAGCCUUAUUCACACCAAGUGUCACUUGGUCUGAAAAUGAAACAUGAAGGAACCCAAACAUUCUUCAACUGGCAAUGAACAUGCAGGGAAACGGUGACACCCAAUACAAAGGAAUUAAUUGAGAGUUUAUUCCAGAUGGUUCUCCUCACUUAGUAUACAAGUCAUCAGAAUCAUCUAUCAAAUAGACUUGGACUUUAAUGAUAUGAUUUUUUUCUAUAAUGCAUUUUGGUUUUUGCUUCUAACAACCUGUUUAAAAAAAAAUCUGCCACGAGAUGUUCAGCACAAACUGCAAUCCUUACUAUUUGUAGAAAAUAUGACUUAAAAAAGGACACUAUCAGGUAAUUCUUAUUUUAAAUGUUUACACUUAUAAAAAUGCUUUGGAAGCUUGAAACUGAAAUCCUUUGUAAUAUUUUUCUUCUUCCUACCUCCCUCUUUCCAUCUUAAAUGCCUUUAUUAGCCCAGGAUUAUCGUAAAUGACAGAGUGCAGCUGCUGAUUAAAAACACUAGAGGACCACAAAUGGAUAAAUUGUGUUUAAAAAAAAAAAUUAAGCUUAUAUGGGUUUUUCUUUGAACAAAUAGAAUGCAUAGAUGGCUAUAGUACUUAUCCGUCAACCUUUGCAGUGCCCACUUGAGGUAGCCUUCCUGAAGAAUUACUAAACAAGGCCCAACAUCAUCUAAAUCUUUGCAUCAAAUCCACUAUCUCCUUGAAAGUCUACUCUCAAUUUAACACCAGUGGUGAUCAACAACAUAAUACAUUUUAAAAGCUUCUGAAAAAACAGUAGGUACAGUGGACAUAAACGUUAGUUCUAAAUCUGCAGCCCUCAAUGUACACUGUAUGCACAUAAAUAUCUCGGCUAUAAUACACAUUCAAGAUCCAUCCCUAAAAACCAUACUAUUCUGUAAAGCACAGCCAUGCUAACUUCAGGAUACAAACCAUAAUUCCACGUCUACAAAAUGAAAGUAGAAUUAGUGGCAGUUUAUUGCCUCAUACAAAUUUAACCAACAUGGCAACCAUGCCAAAGGAAUUAAAACAUUUUCAGGACGUAUGUACAGACUGUACAUUUCAGAAACUUCUGAACAAUAAAAAUGCAAAAACAAUCUCUGCAUUACGAAUUAAACUAAACAAAUGGUUUGAAACCGUCAAUGCAUUGAAUGGGUUUACAAAGGCACUUCCCUACCCAAAAUAGGAAAUGACAAUCUGCAGCCUAGAGGGAGGUUGGAGAAGAGUGCUCAUCAACUACUGCACAAU